This is a messenger RNA of Nycticebus coucang (slow loris), 3591 nucleotides long. RefSeq names its product zinc finger protein 480-like. Gene Ontology annotation, cellular component: nucleus. NCBI's taxonomy places the organism in Eukaryota, Metazoa, Chordata, Mammalia, Primates, Lorisidae. The record is from RefSeq and is a predicted model, not a curated record. Bases 241 to 2319 code for a protein of 692 amino acids. The transcript is spliced from 6 exons. Gene Ontology annotation, molecular function: DNA-binding transcription factor activity, RNA polymerase II-specific; RNA polymerase II transcription regulatory region sequence-specific DNA binding. Gene Ontology annotation, biological process: regulation of transcription by RNA polymerase II.
CGCUAAAAGAAGGUGACCUGGUGGCUGGUUUUUCUUUGGAUAUCACCUUCUUAAAGGGGACUUCUGUGACUCCUGUCCCCUGUUUGACAGAGCAGCCACCCAUUCAUUCUCCCCCCACCCUAUGGUCCAUGUUGGCUGAUCUGUAUGUUUCUUUUGGGUCCCUCGCCAUUUGCUAUCAGAACACUGGUGACAAGUCUGCAAGAGAAAAGCAGAGACAGAAGGAUUGACUUUUGAAGAUUCAUGUUUGGUGAGGAAGAACCCCAGAUCAGAAGGAAGAGGAAAGAGGAGGAGUCUGGAAUGGCUCUUACUCAGGGAUGCUUGACAUUCAGGGAUGUGGCCAUAGAACUCUCUCAGGAGGAAUGGAAGUUCCUGGACUCUGCUCAGAGGGCUUUGUACAGGGCUGUGAUGUUGGAGAACUACAAGAACCUGGUCUCCCUGGGACUCUUGCUUCCUAACCUGACGAUUCUCUCCACAUUGGAGGAAGGAAUAGAGCCCUGGCCUGUGGAGACUGAAGUGAAAAUGCCAAGAAAUUCAAACUGGGGGAAAUGUAUCAAAGGUGUGCACUCAGGGAGGAGCUGUGUAUUAGACGUGGAAGCAAAAUGCAAACCUAUUAAAAAUCAACUUAGAUUAAGCUUUCAUUCCCACCUUCCUGAACAGCAACUAUUUCAAAAUGAAGAGAAAAUUGAUGAAUGCAAUGAAGUUGAAAACUCUCUCAACCAUAUCACCUCAUAUUCAACACUUGAAAACACUCCUUCUAAGCUUAAAACCCACGUAUUUAAUAAAUAUCAGAAUGAUUUUGUCAGUUCUCCAAUAGUCACGCAAAAGCUGAAUGCACAAAUUAGGGAAGAACCUUACACAUAUAAUGAGGGUGUCUUGAGUGUGUCUUCAAGUCCUCCAAGCCAUGGGGUAGUUCAUACUGGAAAGAGACCUAUGAAAUGUAAAGAGUGUGGCAAGACGUUUAGGAAAAAUGCAGAGUUUGUGCAUCAUUGGCGAAUCCAUACUGGAGAGAAACCUUACAGAUGUAAAGACUGUGGGAGAGCAUUUCGUCUGCCUUCAAGGCUUUAUGGACAUCAGGCUAUCCAUAAUGGAAAUAAACCUUACAAAUGUGAGAUGUGUGGCAAGGUUUUUAGGCGAAAUGCACAUUUAGUAAGGCAUCGGAGAAUUCAUACUGGAGAGAAACCUUACAAGUGUAAUGAAUGUGGUAAGGCCUUCAGUGAGAAGACAUCACUUACAAUUCAUCAAAAAACACACACUGGAGAGAAGCCUUACGAAUGCAAUGAGUGUGGCAAAGUCUUCCGUCACAAAUCAAACCUUAAAACUCAUCAAACAAUCCAUUUGGGAGAGAAACCUUACAAGUGUAAUGAAUGUGGCAAGGUCUUUAGUCAUAAAAUAUCUCUCACAGUUCAUCAGAAAACACAUACUGAAGAGAAACCUUACAAAUGCAAUGAGUGUGGCAAAGUCUUCCGUCACAAAUCAAACCUUAAAACUCAUCACACAAUCCAUUUGGGAGAGAAACCUUACAAGUGUAAUGAAUGUGGCAAGGCCUUCAGACAGAAGAUAUUCCUUACUGGUCAUCAAAAAAUACAUUCUGGAGAGAAACCUUACAAAUGCAAUGAGUGCAGCAAGGCCUUCAGAGAAAAGACAUCCCUUACAUGUCAUCAGCGAAUUCAUACUGGAGAGAAACCAUACGAGUGUAAUGAAUGUGACAAGGCCUUCAGAGAAAAGACAUCCCUUACCCGUCAUCAGCGAAUUCAUACUGGACAGAAACCAUACAAAUGCAGUGAGUGUGGCAAGGUCUUCUGUCAACAGUCAACUCUUAUAACUCAUCACAAAAUUCAUACUGGAGAGAAACCUUACAAAUGUAGUGAAUGUGACAAGGCCUUUAGGCAGAAGAUAUCCCUUACAGUUCAUCAGAAAACACACACUGGAGAGAAACCUUACAAAUGUAAUGAAUGUGACAAGGCCUUCAGUCAGAAGAUAUCCCUUGCAGUUCAUCAGAAAACACAUACUGGAGAGAAACCUUACAAAUGCAAUGAGUGUGGGAAAGUUUUUACUCGCAAAAGAUACCUUAUACAACAUCAGGGCAUUCAUACAGGAGAGAAGCCUUACAAAUGCAAUGACUGUGGGAAAAAUGUUAUGUUGCAUUCGAACCUUCAUAUACAUCAGGUUAUCCAUAAUGCAAAUAAACCCUACAAAUGUGAUGACUGCAGUAAGGUUUUUAGGCACAAAGUAUCCUUAAGAGUUCAUCUCAGGUCAGGCUCGGUGGCUCAUGCCUGUAAUCCCAGCACUUUGGGAGGCCAAGGAGGGCGGAUUGCUUGAGCUCAGGAGUUGGAAACCUGCCCAAAACAACAGUGAGACCCCUCUCUUAAAAAAAAUAGCUGGGCAUUGUAGCAGUUGCCUGUAGUCCCAGCAACCUGAGAUGCUGAAGCAAGAGGAUCACUUGAGCCCAAGAGUUUGAGAUUGUGAGCGAUCAUGGCACGGUACUCUACCCAGGGUGACUGAGUGAGACUCUGUCUCAAAAAAAGAAAAAAGGCAUUUAUCUCAGAAUUCAUUCUGGAGAGAAACCUUACAAGUGUAAUGAUUGUGGCAAUGUCUUCAGUUUAAAAUUAUACCUUAGAAGUCAUCAAAGAUUCCACACAAGAGAGAACUCUUACAAAUGUAAUGAGUGUGGUAAGGUUGUUAGUCAUAUCUCAUGCCUUGCACAGCAUCAGAAUUAAUUUGUAAGAGAUUCUGUAGACUCCCCGAGGGUGACAACUCUUCAUCAUGAGUUCCAUCAUCAAUGAGGAUCACAGAGUCCAUACUAAAGAGAAAUCAAAUGCAGUGUAUGUGGCUAUGACUUUGUCCAGGCCUGACCACUCCUCACUACACAUCUAAAUGUAUAUCUCCCACAAAGCCACGCAAAUGAAAUGUUUGUCAUGUGACUAAUACCCAAGGACCAUUACUGUGGAAUAUCAGAGAGUUUGCACAAGAAAUAGUCUGGCUCGGUGCCCAUAGCACAGUGGUUACGGCACUGGCCACAUGCACCAAGGCUGGUGGGUUUGAACCCAGCCCAGGCCUGCUAAACAAUAAUGACAACCACAACCAAAAAAUAGCCAUGUGUUGUGACAAGUGCCUGUAGUCCCAGCUACUUGGGAGGCUGAGGCAAGAGAAUCGCCUAAGCCCAAGAGUCUGAGGUUGCUGUAAGCUGUGACGCCACAGCACUCUACCAAGGGUGACAUAGUGAGAUUCUAUCUCAAAAAAAAAAAAGGGAAUAAAUCAGUCUCUAGUUCUCUAGUAUCUAAUGUCUGAUUUACAUGGUGGAGAGUAACUGUAAAUCAAAAUACAUUGACCCUUAUGACAUGGUACGUGUCAAACUUAGAAGGACAUAAGGACAUGGUCAGUCAUAUUGAGUCACCUUUUUUGUUGUUGCUACAGAGUCUCACCCUAUGCACCAAGCAGAGUACACUGAUUUAAUCAUAGCUGGCUACAAACUGAAACUUGGGCUUUCGUCAUCCUGCUGCCUCAGUCUCCCAAGUCUCUGGGAUUACAGGUGCUCACUACAGCAUCUAGCUGACUUUUUAUCAAGUCAGGAGUCUCACUCUCACUGAGACA